This is a messenger RNA of Monascus purpureus, 507 nucleotides long. The record is from the annotation of a GenBank genome assembly. NCBI's taxonomy places the organism in Eukaryota, Fungi, Ascomycota, Eurotiomycetes, Eurotiales, Aspergillaceae.
AUGGCUACACCAUCGAGAGUCUUCCACGCGCCGUUUUUGAAAGUUAUGAUGAUAAUUUUCGAGUUCCUAAAGGUUUCGGGUAGUGGUAUUACUGAAGCAUUUACGGCAAUUGUUGCACCAUACCCUGAUUAUUGGUUAGUAGACAUGCUAAGGCGGUGCGAGAGACUGACUCCCGUUCUCUACUUCCAAAGUGCCCCUCUUUAUACAAGAUGGCGUUGUGAUCAGUGCCGAUAUCAUGACUUUCUCAUAUCCAUCUACCCCCAAGGAUUUUAUCAAUCAGAGCCCAUGGCGCUUAUGCAGCAGUCUCUUACUGCCAGCGCAACGGAUAUUGCGGACAGGGUAAGGCUUGAUAUCACUGCCCUGUCCUUGCAGAUACCACGCAGAUGGACGCCAAGAGGCUCCGCUCCAUCUACUUGCUAUGUACCUGCUGAUUAUGACUCAAGUUUCCGUCUUGGCCAUGCUGGACUCCAUCUGAGGAUGUCUCUUGGCACCUACCAUCAAGCAUGA